AUGACUGCUGAUACAGUUGUGAGUGCUCGAUGGGACCGAGAAAUUCAUAAAACAAUAAUAACGCCCGGCGAUUAUUCAGUUGUUCCAUACGAAGAUUCCCGGUGUAAACUAUCUCUAAGCAAAAUACAGUGCAAAAACGAUAGUGGAACAUGUGAAAUAGAACCUGAAAGUACAAUAUUUAGUCCCUCAUUUAACGGCACUGUUGUAAUAGGUGAUUUAGAUAACUUCCUAGACAAAGAUGUGGAAUUAAUUCUACAACGAAUGUGUUGCGGUGAAUCUUGUAUGGCUACCAUAGUAUAUAAAAAUAAUAACAAGGAACUUGUAAAGGAGAUAUCAUUUGAAAUCCAUUUAACAGAAGUUACAGAAGAACAAUUAAUAAGUGAUUGGAGUUGGAACAGAUUGUAUGAGGCAUCUAUUCAUCAUAAGGAAAGGGGAGUGCUGUUGGUAAAGGAGAAGAGAUUAGUUGAUGCUUUUAGACGGUUUAACAAAGCUCUUAAAAUGUUAGUGGCAAUUGAACCAAUAGAUCCAGAUAUUAUCGCUGGAGAACAAGUAAAAGAAAUGAUUGAUUUGAGGGUUAAACUGUAUAACAACCUGGCUCAUUGUCAGCUUCAGUUUAAUGAAUAUGAAGCAGCUAUAGAGCUAUGCAACUUAGCUCUAAAGAAUGAUCCAGAAAAUAUAAAAUCACUUUACCGCCGGUGCAUAUCACUUGCAGGCUUAAAAAUGUAUGAUGAAGCAUGGACAGACAUACAGCAUGUGUUACAAUUAGAUCCAAAUGAUAAGGCUGCUAAAUUAAAAGCUACAGAAUUAAAACCUAUGAUAGAAAAGCUCAAUGAGGAUUACACUAAUGUUAUAAAAAAAAUGUUUAUAUCAUAG
Molecule: messenger RNA, 873 nt
Organism: Pieris macdunnoughi
Lineage: Eukaryota; Metazoa; Arthropoda; Insecta; Lepidoptera; Pieridae
Source: the annotation of a GenBank genome assembly